AUGUUGCAGGCGGCGGCUUGCCGGUGUUGGCGGCACUGGUGGCAGGCGCGCCCGCGGCGGCUGUGGGCGCUGAGCGCGCUGUGCGUGGCCGCCCUGGCUGGCUGCAACCUGCUGCUCGCCGCGCGGCUGCUCCCGCCCACGCCCGCGGCGUCGCCGUUCCGGGACCUGCGGCUGGCCCGCUGGGACGCGCGCCGCCUCUACCAGGUGGUGGACUCGCUGGUGCCCGGGGACCGCUUCGCCGAGCUGUCCGCGACCUGGCCCGUCUGCCUCGCCACGCAGAGCUCCCUCGAGAGGCUCAGCUCGCUCGUGCAGGUGGCGCACCAGUGGACGGGCCCGAUGUCGGUGUCGCUGUUCGCGGCGGGCGAGGAGCUGCCGCUGGUGCUGCGCUACGUGCGCUUCCUGCGGCGCUGCUACGCGGCAGUGCGCGAGCGCGUCUCCUUCCACCUGGUCUUCCCCCGGGAGCGGCCGCCGUCCGCCGAUGAACCCCGCCGCGCCGCGCUGCUCGGCAACGACUGCCACACGCCGGGCGCCAUGCUCGGCGACCUCGUGCGCAUGCGCACCGCCGACACCAUCAGGUGGCGGACGCGCGCGCCGUACCCGCAGAACCACAUGCGCAACGUGGCGCGCGCCAACUGCCAGGCGUCGCACGUCUUCCUCACGGACGUGGACAUCGUGCCCAGCUCGGGGCUGGCGGAGGGCGUGGCCGCCUUCCUGCGCCGGCCGCGGCCGCCCGACUGCCAGGGCGGCCGGCUGUGCGCCUUCGUGGUGCCCACGUACGAGCUGGACGAGCGCGUGCGCUUCCCGCCCAACAAGUCGGAGCUGGUGCGGCUCGCGCGGAAGGGCCUCGCCCGGCCCUUCCACCAGAAGGUCUUCGUCUUCAACCAGUUCGCCACCAACUUCUCCAGGUGGCAGGAGAGCGGCGGCGUGGGGGAGCCCCAGGAGGUGCACGUCAGCCACAACGUCACCAACUUCGAGUUCCUGUACGAGCCCUUCUACGUGGCGCCCGCCACGGCGCCCCCGCACGACGAGCGCUUCAUGGGCUACGGCUACACGCGGAACACGCAGGUGUACGAGAUGUACGUGGCCGGCUACCAGUUCAAGGUGCUGUCGCCAGUGUUCACGAUCCACUGGGGCCUGCAGACCAAGAAGGGGCGUCCCUCGUGGCGCGAGCGACAAAACUCGCACAACGGCCGCCAGUUCGAGGCGUUCAAGCGCGAGGUGCUGGCCCGUUACGGCAAGGAUGUGCCUCCCCUGUCCGCCCGCAAGAGCAGGUAGCGCACCCGCAGGUAGCGGGCUACCCAUCUGCGCCAAGCCUGCCUCCACCCUCGCUGGCAGUGCUUCCAGCUGUACUCGUCUACACUGGGCUUCGGUACGUUCCAGUGGCGGCAAUCAUCACCAGUUUUCAACAGCUUUUUGAGUAUGGAA
Molecule: messenger RNA, 1425 nt
Organism: Schistocerca americana (American grasshopper)
Lineage: Eukaryota; Metazoa; Arthropoda; Insecta; Orthoptera; Acrididae
Product: beta-1,4-glucuronyltransferase 1
Exons: 6
Coding region: 1-1275 (424 amino acids)
Molecular function (GO): glucuronosyltransferase activity
Source: RefSeq, a predicted model, not a curated record